GCCAUGACGAACCCGUUGUAAAUGCGAACUUGCUCACAAAACACACACCAGUAGUUCACAAUCCGUCCAAAUAUAUCUCGUGGUGGUAUGCGACCAAACACUGACUUUUUAUUGUUUAAAUCAUACUCAGCGGUUUACGAGGUUGGACUUUAGGAAAUAUGUUUUAAGGAUGUCAUGUAUGUUGAUCCCAAAAGAAACAAAUUCACAAGGAACCGUAAUCCUGUGCGAAAUCAACUUCUAUCAACUUGGAAUAUUUGUGACUGUCUCCAUGGCAUGAAUCUCGUCGAGCUCCCUGUUGUUGUUGAUGAUUCGACUCAUGUUUAAUUGAUUCACACUGGGACAGAAAGACAAACCAAGAAAAAAAACUUGACUGUAUCAUCAUCCAUUAUGAAUUGGAGAUAAAAAAAAAAGUUGGAUUGUAAUUAAUUCAUAACCUCUGUUUCUAAGUGUCAAAUCACCAACAUAAAUCAGGAUCCUUUCAAGAUGUCUGGAGCUGCAGAUGAUGAUUCAGCACCAUCGAUCAGCACACCUCAGUCUCCCGAGGGUACAGAUGGAGCACCGGAUGUGACAGUGACUGAAAGCAAGCCAGAUACCCCCCAUAGCAAUGCAGAAGAGGAGGAUGCAUCAAAAGACCAAUCAAAGAGUGGGACUCCAACUGAACCAGGAAACGAGGAUGGUGAAACAUCAAAACCAGAAGAUGCUCCACCAACAGACAAUGCUGCACCAGUGGAUGAAGAGAAUGUAGGACCAUCCAGUGAAGAUCAUACUGAGAACAAGGAAGAUGCAGUUGAUGGAACAGUCAAAGCGGAAGAUACACCUACAGAUGUUGAAGCAGAGCAAGGUGCCCAGCAGGAAACUCCUGCCGCUGAGGAGAAAGGUGAGCCUGCACGAGAGACAGGGGAGACUGAAGCUGUUAAACAGGAGGAUGCUGAACCUGGAGGACAGGAUGAUGAAGCACAAGCACAGCCAAAUGAUACAGAGCAGAAUGAAAAUGACAUGGGGGAUGUUGUUGAGGGUGAAGAGGCCAAAGAGCCAGCAAAGGAAGAUGGUGUGGCAGUAACUGAAGACAGUGCCAAGGAUGAAGAAAAAACAGAUGAAGUGGGUUCUGUUGACCAAAAAAUCUCAGAGAAUGAGAGCGAAAAUGUUGCAGACACUGGUGCAGAUGAGGGUGAAAAUGCCAAAGACAAUGUUAAAGAUGAGCAACCAGCGCAAAGCACAGAGUCAGAACCAACAACUGAUGUUCCAGAAAGUGAUACCAGGGAGACACAAUCGAAUGCAGAUGACACCCCUCAAGAAACUGAGAACCCAACAACAGAAGCAUCAAAUGAGAAUGUAGGGAAUGAACCUACGUCAGGGAAUGUUGAGGACAUGAAUAAUGAAUGUGCUAAGGACAAUGCUGAAUCAAAACCAGAAGACACCAUUGCAAACACGAAUACUAGUGAUGUUCCUCCAAACUCUGGAGAAAGUACAGAACAAGUGGAACUCUCUGAGUUAGACUCUGUGAAGUUAGAAAAUGAUCACUUGAAGGGAAGAGUUAAAGAGCUUGAGGAAGAGAUAGAGGGAAUUAAAGAAGGGCGAAAGGAAGGAAUAAAAAUCCAAGCAGCUUACCUUGCUCGGGAAGUCAGUCAACAGCAAGAUACCGAAAAAUACCUCAGAGAAAAACUUGCAGAGAAUCUGCAAGAGAAAGAAGAAAGUGACCAACGGGUGAAAGAUAUGCAGCUACGCCUCAAGCGAUUCGCCAAGGAUGAUCAGGCGAAAGACACCCGGUUAGCCAAGAUGGAGAAAGAGCUUCGUGAAGUAACGCAUGAGGUUCAGAUCUUGGAGAACAUGUUGGAUGAAGACACACUUCGUAGUGUGCGGGAGCAAAAAUCAGGUGGAAAUGUCAAUGGACCAAGCAUUGCAGGAAAAAAGAAAGGACCUGCUUCACCUCCUCCACCACAAUCAAAGACUUGUGUUAUUUUGUGAAACUCUUCAUUUAACUCAUAGAUAUAUAUUAGUGUGGAUGCUUGUAAUGUGAAUGAGAAUGGUAAGGGUGCCAAACAGGUGACAACUAACAAGAUAGAUAUUGUAUAAAAAGAUGAAGAGAAUUUACAAAGAAUAGUUUAGGAAAGAACAGCAUGGUCCUGUCUUUCAAAGAGUCGCAACUAUGGAAAUCCAGCUUUGUCAACAUCUAAAAUUACAUAUUUGUUCAACUGUUUUCUUGACAGUUCAGUAUGCUUCUCUUGGUUUUUAUAGGACAUUGAGCAAAUUUCCUGUAGAAAAAAUUAUGACAUUGAUGGAUUUUCAUAUACUUGAGUUGAGAUUGAUUGGAUCAAUUAAAACUCUUUGUUAGAUGGGGCCCAGUACUACAUGAUAUAAGAGAUUAAAUCAUAUCUUAAGAUUAAUAAAACAUGUCCCAUAGGUUAAGAUUGAAUGAUGAAACUUGGAUUGAUUUAUUCAGGGGCAGCAAAAAUUGAGGGAAAGAUAAGGGGGGAGGUAGAAAAAAAUUAAAAGGAGAGAUCCAGUCAAUGUAACUUUACUAUAUCUGUAUGAUGAAUUCAAUGGUGAAAAAUUAUACUACCAAUAUCUUAGCACUUCCCCUGGAUCUAUUUAUGUACAGGGCACCGAUCUUCCUGGACCACAUUUUCCCCAAGAUAAUUUCAAAUUCAACAUGUUAAAAGUCAUUAAAAUUACUUUUGCUUCCAUCAUUUUAUAUAUUCCACUUCUUGGGACAUUGUUUAUCGUGUACAUGAAUGCAAAUCUCUCACACAGGGUUAAGAUGCAUGUAAAUUUUAUCUUGUAAAUUUGAUCACUUCAUUCACAUGUCAUAGAACUUCCUGGAUUUUCUUUUUUAACCAUUGUAGUUGAUAUGAAUAAUAAUGCUAGAUAUAUUUUUUCAGACAUACGGACACAUUUUUUGUAUCCUCUGGCAAGUGCUAAAUAAAUUCAGCUGUUAUUAUUUUCCUUCAGUGUGCUGUCAUAGUAUAGAUGUAUUUCAAACUAGUCACUUGCCAGAUCAGUUCUUCUGUGUUGGAUUGGCCACAAGUAAGAUGUGUGCUAACAAAUAUUCUACUUCUUUUGAUAUUAUAUGUAUCUUUGAAUUGUUUGUUGGUAUAUCACUACACAGACUAGUUUGCUUCGUUGCAUCAAUGGGUAUUACACUGAAUCUCACAAUUAUUUGUAGAGUUUCAACACAAUCACAUUUCAAGCAUGUCUGUAUAUCAAUAUGUAAAAUUCAUAUUUACAAUCCAUGUAUAUUUUUUGUCUUCUCAUUUUGCAAAUGUUUGAAUGAAUGCAAACAAGAUCAGUAUGGUGUUUUGUACAAACUCUUUCCCUCUUUGUGAAAGUUACAAUUUGUGUAAUGUCGAUGUUUCAGUUGUAUUAUUUGAAUACAAAUCUUAAUGUAAAGUUA
This is a messenger RNA of Lytechinus variegatus (green sea urchin), 3391 nucleotides long. Its product is annotated as dentin sialophosphoprotein-like. The record is from RefSeq and is a predicted model, not a curated record. The transcript is spliced from 3 exons. The coding region runs from base 484 to 1965 and encodes 493 amino acids. NCBI's taxonomy places the organism in Eukaryota, Metazoa, Echinodermata, Echinoidea, Temnopleuroida, Toxopneustidae.